This is a messenger RNA of Pistacia vera, 1608 nucleotides long. RefSeq names its product TMV resistance protein N-like. The transcript is spliced from 3 exons. NCBI's taxonomy places the organism in Eukaryota, Viridiplantae, Streptophyta, Magnoliopsida, Sapindales, Anacardiaceae. Gene Ontology annotation, molecular function: protein binding. The coding region runs from base 1 to 1608 and encodes 535 amino acids. The record is from RefSeq and is a predicted model, not a curated record.
AUGUACAUCUCUGUUUCGUUGUCUAAAAUUCACUCAAAAUACUUAACUAAGACCCCAGACUUCACUGGUGCGCCAAAUCUCGAGAGACUGAUUCUUGAUGGUUGUACGAGUUUAUCUUUUGUUCACCCAUCCAUUGGACUCCUCAAAAAGCUUAUAUUAUUGAAUUUGAAAGACUGCAAACAGUUUAAGAGUCUGAGAGCUAAAAUUGAAUGGGAGUCUCUUGAAGUUCUUAUCCUUUCUGGCUGCUCAAAACUCAGUAGUGUUCGAGAGAUCAUGUCCAAUACGAAGCAUCUCGCAACGCUUAAAGUUCUUGAUCUCAAUGGCUGCUCAAAACUAGACAAACUGCCGGAGGACUUGGGCCAUCUCGCAAGUUUGGAAAGUCUUGACUUAGGUGGAACUGCUAUGAGCCAACCACCAUCUUCUAUUGUGCUAUUGAAAAACCUCGAACAAUUAUCUUUUCAUGGAUGCAAAGGAAAAGCUAGAAAGUCCUGGAGUUCUCUCUCGAGCUUGUUCCCAUUGUUCCCUAGAGCAAAUCUAGAGUCCGUGGGCUUGAGGUUACCUUCUUCUUUAUCAGGUUUAUGCUCUUUAAGACAAUUGGAUCUAGGUGAUUGCAACCUGCAGGAAGGUGCAAUUCCUUCUGAUAUUGGCUUCUUACCAUCAUUAAUAAAAUUAAAUUUGAGUAGCAAUGAUUUUGUUAGUUUACCUGCAAGCAUCAGUCAACUCCCUCAGCUUGAAACUCUUUCUAUAGACUAUUGCGAUCGACUUCAGGCCUUGCCAGAGCUUCCAGCAAGUACAGAUGGAUUAUAUGCUCGGAAUUGCACAUCCUUGGAAAUAAUAUCAUCAAGUCCGUCACAUAUAUUCAAAUCAACACCACGAAUGUUUUAUUUUAAUAAUUGCUUCAGACUGGCUGGAAGUAGAAGAACCCAUGGUGUGACAGUCACUUUUUUUAAAAAUCUGCUUCAUUCGCUGUUAAAAAGUCAAGUUCAGGGACUUAAAUGUGGAGUUACACGUUCUGAUUUCGAAAUUAUUGUUCCCGGAUCUCAAGUUCCAGACUGGUUCAUUCAUCAGAGUGAAGGGUCAUCAAUAAGUAUUUCUCAACCAAUGCCAACAUGUAGCGGACUGGCACUUUGUGCUGCUUUUUCAGUACAUCAUCCAAAGGGUUUCUAUCAAGACCAAUGGAUGAAUCUUCGUUGUCAUUUAGAAGUGAAUUUCACAACUACAGAUGCUGUUUCGAAAACACUCCUGGACAAUCCAAGGACAGUUGCUGUCUCCAUGUCAGUCCCUCUACAAACCUUGGCUGGGACAGAUCACCUGUGGUUGUUCUACAUUUCUAGAAGUUAUCUCACCUACAAUGAUUUUUUUUAUCUAAGUAUGGUUUCUUUCAGGGAUGAAUCCCAUGAAGGGUUUACCAUCAAGGUAAAAGAAUGUGGGCUCCGUCCAGUGUAUGAUUCUGAUGUUGAAGAAUUCAUUAGAGCAUCUAAUAAUCUUAGCAGCAAUACUAGGCCUGAGGUUUUGGAUCCUGAUAGAUUAGCAGUAACAAGUACUAUCAUCAAGAGAAGCUGUGAUUACUGCUCUGAUCAGCAGCCGUAUCCAAAAAGAUUGAAGUGA